Chlorocebus sabaeus (green monkey) is the source of this 1478-nucleotide messenger RNA. It is a transcript of the gene PPP1R42, whose product is annotated as protein phosphatase 1 regulatory subunit 42. Gene Ontology annotation, molecular function: protein binding. The record is from RefSeq and is a predicted model, not a curated record. Lineage: Eukaryota; Metazoa; Chordata; Mammalia; Primates; Cercopithecidae.
AAAAAAAAGAAAGAAAAGAAAGAAAAAAGGGUACUUGCAAUGAUUCAAAUAUUCUCAGGAAGAAGAAAAGAUUUAAAACUAAAAGUGAAUGAGUAUUAUGCGUUUAAUUUUGAUGCUUUAAAUCUUUUUAUGAAGUUAAGUCUAUAAACUUAGAAAAUACCUCAGGUGCCCCUAAAAAUGUCUAUAAACUAGCUUAUCAAAUAGUUUCAUAUAAGGGAAUUAUUUAAAGAGUAAGUCAGAAUAACUUUUCCUUAAAUUGCUAUGAUAAUCAUAAUGCUUUUUUCUUUAAUCUUUAGAAAGCUGGAAAUAAUACCUAAGCCUACUUCUUGACAUGGUAUCAAAACAGAGCUUUUGCUGAGAGUUUGAUUUAUAAAGAAAUUAUGGUUCGACUGACCUUGGAUCUAAUUGCCAGAAACAGCAAUCUUAAAUCCCGAAAAGAAGAAACCAUUUCACAGUGCCUGAAGAAAAUAACUCAUAUAAAUUUUUCAGACAAAAAUAUAGAUGCAAUUGAAGACCUCUCUCUUUGCAAAAAUCUUAGUGUUUUAUAUUUAUAUGAUAAUUGUAUUAGUCAAAUCACUAACCUGAAUUAUGCCACAAAUCUGACCCACUUGUACCUACAAAACAAUUGUAUUUCAUGUAUAGAGAACCUCAGGUCAUUAAAGAAACUGGAAAAACUGUAUCUGGGAGGCAAUUACAUUGCUGUCAUAGAAGGUUUAGAAGGAUUAGGAGAACUAAGAGAGCUUCAUGUUGAGAAUCAGAGGCUUCCCCUUGGGGAAAAGCUUCUGUUUGAUCCAAGAACUCUUCAUUCUCUGGCAAAAUCCCUCUCUAUAUUGAAUAUCAGCAAUAAUAAUAUUGAUGACAUUAGAGACUUAGAAAUACUGGAGAAUCUUAAUCAGCUCAUAGCCGUUGACAACCAACUUCUGCAUGUGAAGGAUUUGGAGUUUUUACUGAACAAGUUGAUGAAGCUGUGGAAAAUUGACCUAAAUGGAAAUCCUGUUUGUCUCAAACCAAAAUACAGGGACAGACUGAUACUGGUGUCCAAAUCACUGGAAUUUCUUGAUGGAAAAGAAAUUAAAAAUAUAGAAAGACAAUUUCUAAUGAAUUGGAAAGCAUCCAAAGACGCCAAGAAAAUCAGCAAAAAAAGGAGCAGUAAAAAUGAGGAUGCAAGCAAUUCACUCAUAAGUAACUUUGAAACAAUGCAUCACAUCGUUCCUGUUUAUUACCCACAGGUGGGUAAGCCAAAAUUAGUCUUUUUCUCUGAAAUACAGAGAUACCCUGUAAAUGGAAAUGCAUCUCCAGAAAGUUCCCGAGAAGAUUACACUAAAAUUAUUGAAGAGAUGGGGAAUCUCUCUCUGAAGCAAUCUGAAAGCUUGCUGACAAAAAAUGAUGUGCAUGAACCUCACCUUUUCCAUAACCCCAAAGAAAAAGAAAAUUUGUUUGCAGAAAAUGAGUAAAUUCAGCCUCAAGUGACAGGAAAU